Trichomycterus rosablanca is the source of this 5142-nucleotide messenger RNA. RefSeq names its product ATPase sarcoplasmic/endoplasmic reticulum Ca2+ transporting 2b (gene atp2a2b). Gene Ontology annotation, cellular component: membrane. Gene Ontology annotation, biological process: intracellular calcium ion homeostasis; calcium ion transmembrane transport. The transcript is spliced from 20 exons. NCBI's taxonomy places the organism in Eukaryota, Metazoa, Chordata, Actinopteri, Siluriformes, Trichomycteridae. Gene Ontology annotation, molecular function: ATP hydrolysis activity; ATP binding; P-type calcium transporter activity. Bases 336 to 3461 code for a protein of 1041 amino acids. The record is from RefSeq and is a predicted model, not a curated record.
AACGGUCGGUGCUGCUGUGGUUAACAUUACUGAGCCGCCGGUAUGAAUGUAAAUUGAGGAUUUCCACCGCAGCCGGCCGAACAUUACACGCCUGAUUGAGUUUAGCUGGUUUGUAAGAAUACACGACGUUCAAUUCGCUGCGGAUCGAUUUAAAUAGAAAGCGGUUAUGUUUAAACUUAUUGGAUAGCUUAGCAAAAACAAAGCUGGUUUUACUGUACAGAGAGCUGUUACUCGGCGGAUUGUAGCUCUGCCGGCUCUCGUCUAAUAGUGACGCGUCUCGGUCUCGGUCUGAACUAUCUUUAGUACCGUAGGAACCGUGCCGGCGAACCCGCAUUAUGGAGAACGCUCACACCAAAACGGUGGAGGAGGUUUACAGCUAUUUCAGCGUGAAUGAAAGCACCGGGCUGGGCACCGACCAGGUCAAGCGGCAGCGAGAGAAAUGGGGACCGAACGAAUUACCAGCAGAAGAAGGGAAAUCACUCUGGGUGCUGGUGGUCGAACAGUUUGAGGAUCUGUUAGUCAGGAUUCUUCUUCUUGCAGCGUGUAUAUCUUUUGUACUGGCCUGGUUUGAAGAAGGAGAGGAGACCAUUACGGCUUUUGUUGAACCUUUUGUAAUAUUACUAAUUCUUAUAGCCAAUGCCAUCGUAGGCGUCUGGCAGGAACGAAAUGCUGAAAAUGCCAUCGAAGCCCUCAAGGAGUACGAGCCCGAGAUGGGCAAAGUGUAUCGGCAGGACAGGAAAAGCGUGCAGCGGAUUAAGGCCAGAGACAUUGUGCCGGGGGACAUCGUUGAAGUCGCCGUGGGUGACAAAGUUCCUGCUGAUAUUCGCCUCACUUCCAUCAAAUCCACCACACUGAGAGUGGACCAGUCCAUUCUAACAGGAGAGUCUGUAUCGGUCAUUAAGCACACGGACCCUGUCCCUGACCCACGCGCCGUUAACCAGGACAAGAAGAACAUGCUGUUCUCUGGUACCAACAUCGCUGCGGGCAAGGCCGUCGGCGUGGUGGUGGCCACGGGCGUGAACACCGAAAUCGGCAAGAUCCGCGACGAGAUGGCUUCCACCGAGCAGGAGCGCACACCCCUGCAGCAGAAGCUGGACGAAUUCGGCGAGCAGCUCUCCAAGGUCAUCUCCCUCAUCUGCAUCGCCGUGUGGAUAAUCAACAUCGGGCAUUUCAACGACCCGGUGCACGGCGGCUCCUGGAUCCGCGGAGCCGUCUACUACUUCAAAAUCGCCGUGGCGCUGGCCGUGGCCGCUAUUCCGGAGGGACUGCCGGCCGUCAUCACCACUUGCUUGGCACUGGGCACUCGCCGCAUGGCCAAGAAGAACGCCAUCGUGCGCUCCCUGCCCUCUGUGGAGACGCUCGGCUGCACGUCGGUCAUCUGCUCUGACAAGACCGGGACCCUCACCACCAACCAGAUGUCUGUGUGCAGGAUGGUCAUCCUUGACCAGGUUGAUGGAGACAGCUGCUCACUUAAAGAGUUCACCGUCACAGGAUCUACAUACGCCCCUGAAGGACAAGUGUUCCAUGAAGGUAAACCAGUCAAAUGCUCCAAAUAUGACGGACUGGUCGAGCUAGCCACAAUCUGUGCGCUGUGCAAUGACUCCUCUCUAGAUUACAAUGAGGCUAAAGCGGUGUACGAAAAGGUCGGAGAGGCAACAGAAACCGCCCUCACGUGCCUGGUAGAGAAGAUGAACGUGUUCGACAAUGAUCUUAAACGCCUGUCCAAGAUCGAACGUGCCAAUGCCUGCAACUCUGUAAUUAAGCAGCUGAUGAAGAAAGAGGUCACUCUGGAGUUCUCACGGGACAGAAAGUCCAUGUCUGUGUACUGCACCCCUAACAAAGCACGCUCGGCCAUCGGCAAGAUGUUCGUCAAGGGUGCCCCAGAAGGAGUGAUCGACAGGUGUACCCACAUCCGUGUGGGCAGUAACAAGGUCCCCAUGACUGCAGGCAUUAAAGACAAGAUCCUGUCGGUGAUCCGUGAGUACGGGACCGGACGGGACACCCUGCGCUGCCUGGCACUGGCCACUCGGGACAAUCCAGUCAGCAGGAACGAGCUUGUGCUGGAGGACUCGUCUCGCUUUGUGGAGUAUGAGACUGAUUUGACAUUCGUGGGCUGCGUCGGCAUGCUGGACCCUCCAAGAGCCGAAGUGGCCGCCUCCAUCAAGCUGUGUCGCCUGGCUGGCAUCCGGGUCAUCAUGAUCACCGGCGACAACAAGGGUACAGCCGUGGCCAUCUGCAGACGCAUUGGCAUCUUCAACGAGAAGGACGACGUGUCACGCAUGGCCUUUACGGGCCGCGAGUUCGACGACCUGUCGCCUGCUGCCCAGCGUGAAGCUGUGCUCAGUGCCCGCUGCUUCGCUCGUGUCGAGCCCUCUCACAAGUCCAAGAUCGUGGAGUACCUGCAGUCUUACGAUGAGAUCACUGCCAUGACCGGUGAUGGUGUGAAUGACGCCCCCGCGCUAAAGAAGGCCGAGAUCGGCAUCGCUAUGGGUUCUGGCACUGCUGUGGCAAAGACGGCGUCCGAGAUGGUACUUGCGGAUGAUAACUUCGCCACCAUCGUCGCAGCCGUGGAGGAGGGCCGAGCAAUCUACAACAACAUGAAGCAGUUUAUUCGCUACCUCAUUUCCUCCAACGUGGGAGAGGUGGUCUGCAUUUUCCUGACAGCGGCCCUGGGUUUCCCUGAGGCUCUGAUCCCGGUGCAGCUGCUGUGGGUUAAUCUAGUGACGGACGGACUCCCCGCCACCGCUCUCGGCUUCAACCCCCCUGAUCUAGACAUCAUGAGCAAGCCACCCCGCAAUGCCAAGGAACCCCUUAUCUCCGGCUGGCUCUUCUUCAGAUACCUGGCCAUCGGCUGCUACGUCGGUGCUGCCACAGUUGGUGCUGCAGCUUGGUGGUUCGUGGCUGCUGAAGAUGGGCCAAGAGUCAACUUUUACCAUCUGAGCCACUUCCUCCAGUGUGGACCGGAGAACCCCGAGUUCAAGAACGUUAACUGUGAGGUGUUUGAGUCUCCAUACCCCAUGACCAUGGCCCUGUCUGUUCUGGUCACUAUUGAGAUGUGCAACGCCCUCAACAGUGUGUCGGAGAACCAGUCUUUGCUGCGCAUGCCCCCCUGGGAGAACGUGUGGUUGCUGGGAGCCAUCUGCCUCUCCAUGUCUCUUCACUUCCUCAUCCUUUAUGUGGAGCCUCUCCCGAUGAUAUUUCAGAUCACGCCUCUGAACAUGACGCAGUGGCUGAUGGUGCUGAAGAUCUCCCUCCCAGUCAUCCUGCUGGACGAGUUGCUGAAGUUCGCUGCCAGGAUUUACCUCGACCCCGGUAACGAUCUGGACGCGCCGACGGCUAACUCGUGCUCGCUCAUCUCCUGGACCAAGGGCAUCUCCUGGCCUUUCGUGGCCAUCUCACUCCCCCUGGUGCUCUGGAUCUACAGCAUCGACACUAACCUGGCUGAAAUGUUCUGGUCCUGACUCACCUACGCACAAAUCACCCCCACCUUACCCUGUGUGUAGAUAGAAAGAAUGUACGUGCGUGUGUGUGUGUGCGUGGACGCGUGUGGUGUGCCUGUGCACCUCGGGACGUGCACGAGGAGGAACACGAACAUAAUAAUAUAACGAUGUUCUUUUUAGCGGGUGUGGAGGGGACCAUGUAAAGCUGAAGUCUUUAAGUAUUAGUCACCAUGAUGAUGUGGAACGUUUGCUGGAUUUGUCUUAAACAGUCUGUUUGUUUUUGCCUUUUGUAAUUUUUUUUAAAGAUCUGAACACACUUUUAUUUUUAUUUUUUUGCUUGGUUUUGUUUUUAAGUAUGUGAACACAUCAUUUGUCAUUUCAAUUACAAAGCAUGAAUACUUUAUGCUAAAAUCCUUUUUUUUGUUCCACUGAGUGCAUAAAAAAGGUGUAAAUGUACCAAGUUUGAACACUAUUUUAUAUUAUGAUUUUUUUUGGUCCACCUUAACUGAAAUGUCAAAGUGGCAAGGAUCAAGUCUAGGCAAUUUAAACUACACUGAAUUAUUUUCCCUUCGGUAUAAGUCGGUUCACCCAUCGUCGAUCUGAAUCACAAAUAUGAGCAGGCGUGUGGCAAAUUUAGAGCGAAUAAUUAUCCAAUAGCUAUUUAACAUUUUUCCUAGGGGUUAAACUGGGUUGAGAUUCUAACACGAUGUUUUCCACACUUACGUUCAUCUAUAGAUCCCCUGUGUCUUGUGAAGAGGGUCCAUUGUCAUACUUAAAAAGACCACUACCACUACAAUGGAAGUGCUCACAUUCUGUGACUUUAAAUUCCAGUACAGAAGUGACCCAAACUCUAGCAGCAACAUAUUAACCGUAGAAGUUUUUAGACAUCCUUACAGAACAGGUUAAGCAUUCACUCCUGCACCGUUCUCUUGGUGUAUACAUGUAGUGAACGAUCUUAAUCUCUGUAUACAAGUGCUUAUGACUUUUGCGCAGCUGAAUUUAAAUUCUAUGGGAAAACUUUAACUGUUUACCACCGAGUUGCCCAGCUGCCUAAAUGUUGCCAGUGCGACGAGGAAAAGCGUUUACUCGUGCUUUCUACUUCCUUUAGUUCGAUUGGAUCGGCAGGUUGGCGCAGGACCAUUCCGAGGGCGGGUGCGAGCGCGUGUUCGAAUGCGACCGAAUCAUAAUCCAAAAAAACGGAGGCUGCAUGUUGUCCUGCAUGCGUUGCGUGUGUACCUUCAUCGACCUGUCUGUCUUCCUCUUGUAGAAUAACCUCUCUUGUGUUUUUUUAAUAAUUAUUAAAGCCAGUUUUUCUGCACUUGGCAGAGCACAGCUACCUCAACACAGUCCGAUUCGUUUGUCGCCCCACUAAGCUUUACACACAGCCUGUAUGCUUUGAGGUGUGCCCCUCUUGGCUUGUGCAGAAAAAAAUCCCAUCCCUGAUUUUGUUUUUUUUACUUUUUUUUAAUGUUUUUAUCUCAUAAUUAAUGUCUUGUAUUGACGUGUAUUAACUUAAUUUAGGUUUAAGAACAAGGUUGGGAGAGUCGCAGAUGUAAUAAUUGUUGCCAUCAAUAAAAUACGGAGAUUAAAGGAAUAACACCUUAGGUUUAAACGUUGCAUAGUAGUGCAUUAAUUUUAUGAUUCAAAACCAAAUGUUUUUUUUUUCCUACUUAAAAUACACUCAUGGACCAUUUAAACUAAA